AUGACCAAGCACACGUCUCCGGGUUGCAUGCGUUUGCGCACUGCGGCAAGGAUAAACGCUUCACUUCCUGUAGACAGCAGUUGGCGCUGUGAUUUUGCAGAGCCUCGGAGCAUUAAGGAGGAGCCGACCACACUCAUCCCCACUACUGAGGAUUUCUGGAGGGAGAAACCGAACAAGAAAGAUAUUUACCCUGUGACCAGAGAAAAAUAUAAGAAUCUUGUGGCGCUGCUAAUCAAUAAUAAGAAGUUCACGCUUAAGCAUUUAAACAGACGUGGAGCUGAGGAGGAUGCGGAGAAACUUCUCAAAGAUCUGGGAUAUGAGGUGGUGAAAUACACAGACCUCACUGCAAAGGCCAUCGAUGAAGCUCUAUUCAAGUUCUCUGAACAUCCAAAACUCCAAGGAACAGACAACGUGAUAGUGGUUCUCAUGUCUCACGGGAAACUGGGAACUAUCCUAGGUGUCGACUGGACACCGAAAGCUACACCACUGGAAACCUCAAAAUCUGAUGACAAGGAACCGGAUGAGUUCCCAAUACGCAACAUUUAUAAACACUUGGGUCCAGAGAAAUGUCCGGCUCUGCUGAACAAAACUAAAAUCCACAUCAUCCAGGCCAGCAGAGGAGAUAAUUCUCAUCCAGAGGAAGGCGCUGUGCUGGUAAGCGACUGUGGGCCUGAUGAAAUCAGAAACCAAGAGAUAUCUCCUUAUUGUUGGUAUAGAUUCGACCAAAUAGAAGAAAACUUCAUCUCUUUUCACGCCUGCACACCUGACACCAAGGCAUAUAGAGAUACGGUACGGGGGUCUUUGUUAAUCCAGUUUAUUGUCGACGUAUUCAACACCCACGCAUAUGAGGAUGACAUCGAGAAACUUUUCCGAAAAGUCAUGCGACGCUUUGAAGAGUACCGCCCUUCAAACAUAAGGCAGAUGCCGAUCAUGGACAGAAGCACACUAACAAGAAGCUUCUACUUUUAUCCAGGUCUCAAUAUUGUUUGA
Limanda limanda (common dab) is the source of this 990-nucleotide messenger RNA. RefSeq names its product caspase a-like. The coding region runs from base 1 to 990 and encodes 329 amino acids. Gene Ontology annotation, biological process: proteolysis. Gene Ontology annotation, molecular function: cysteine-type endopeptidase activity. The transcript is spliced from 7 exons. NCBI's taxonomy places the organism in Eukaryota, Metazoa, Chordata, Actinopteri, Pleuronectiformes, Pleuronectidae. The record is from RefSeq and is a predicted model, not a curated record.